Molecule: messenger RNA, 585 nt
Organism: Prorocentrum cordatum
Lineage: Eukaryota; Dinophyceae; Prorocentrales; Prorocentraceae
Source: the annotation of a GenBank genome assembly
AUGCCACCCCCGACCCCCGAGCAGGCCGCGUGGCUCGCAAGCUGCCUGCGGCUGUGCGCCCGCCUGCAGAGGCUGGACCUGAGAGGAUGCCAGAUCGGCGCCGAGGGCGCGCGGGCCCUGGCGGGGGCGCUGCCCUCCCUGCCCGGCCUGCAGGAGCUGGGCCUGGACGGCAACAGCAUCGGCGCCGAGGGCGCGCGGGCCCUGGCGGGGGCGCUGCCCUCCCUGCCCGGCCUGCAGGAGCUGCGCCUGGAGGGCAACAGCAUCGGCGCCGAGGGCGCGCGGGCCCUGGCGGGGGCGCUGCCCUCCCUGCCCGGCCUGCAGGAGCUGGGCCUGUACGGCAACAGCAUCGGCGACGAGGGCGCGCAGGCCCUGGCGGGGGCGCUGCCCUCCCUGCCCGGCCUGCAGGAGCUGCGCCUGGGCGGCAACGGCAUCGGCGCCGAGGGCGCGCGGGCCCUGGAGGGGGCGCUGCCCUCCCUGCCCGGCCUGCAGAAUCUGUGGCUGUACCACAACAUCAUCGGCUGGGACGGAGAGGCGGUGCUGCGGGCGGCCUGGGGCAGCCGGGAUCCCGACGGCUUAGAUGUCUGA